CAUGUAUGUAAGACAACCAAAUCCAUCUAAAUAGGGUUUUAAAAAGUCAUUACUAUUUAAUAAGGCCAACUAAUGAAGGUCGCAGUUUCCUCAAUACCAACCAUACAGCUGAAAUGGAGGGAGCUGGGGACCACUUUUCAUGCAGCCACAAACCAACCAGGGCAAUACACCUUAAAGAUAUCACCAUCUUGGUGGAUGUCAGUCUACACUGUAACUGUACUACUUCACUGAGAGGAUCCACAGGUUUCCUGCACCAAGUUCCUCAUUUAAAAUCACAGGACACGGGACACCAAGGGUACACCAUGGCACAAGGGUCGUUGUUUCGAAGUGAGGAGAUGUGUCUGACACAGAUCUUUCUCCAGGUGGAGGCUGCAUACUGCUGCAUUGCUGAGUUAGGAGAGCUCGGCCUGGUCCAGUUCAGGGAUCUGAACAUGAAUGUGAAUGCCUUCCAGCGAAAAUAUGUCAAUGAAGUGAGAAGAUGUGAAUCUAUGGAACGAAUUCUCAGGUUCUUGGAAAAGGAGAUCGAGGGGGAACAGAUUGUGACCCAGGACUCUGAAGAGGAUCCCCCCAAGGCUCCCCUCCCACGGGAGUCAAUCGAAUUGGAGGCCGUUUUGGAGAAGCUGGAAUGUGAACUGCUAGAGACAAAUCGAAAUCAUCAGACCCUAAAAAAUGACUUCCUGGAGCUGACCGAACUCAAACACUUGCUCAAGAAAACUCAGGAGUUCUUUGAGAAAGAGGUAAAUUUACCUGACGAGCUUAAUGAAGACACCAAUGCUUUGUUGGAAUUGCAUGGUGCACCUGCAGCUACUGGAAAACUUGGGUUUAUUACUGGAGUGAUAUGGAGGGAGAAGAUGGCGUCCUUCGAGCGGCUGCUGUGGAGGGCCUGUAGAGGGAAUGUCUAUGUGAAGCAGAGUGAUAUGGACAUUGAGGUUAAAGAUCAUGCUAGAAAAGAGGAAGUAAAGAAAAAUGCCUUCAUCAUAUACUUUCAAGGGGAGCAACUGAAGCUUAAAAUUAAGAAAAUUUGUGAUGGGUUCCGAGCCUCAGUCUACCCAUGCCCAGAGAACGCAGCUGAGCGACGUGAGACGGUUACAGGAGUGAACACCCGCCUGGAGGAUAUAAACAUAGUCCUUAACCAAGCUGAGGAACACCGAAAGAGAGUGCUCCAGGAAGCAGCCAGAAACCUUCAGAAUUGGAAAAUUAAAGUGCAAAAAAUGAAGGCCAUCUAUCAUAUCUUGAACAUGUGCAACAUUGAUGUGACCCAGCAGUGCCUGAUUGCUGAAACAUGGUGCCCGGUCACAGACAUGGAUACAAUCAAACAGGCACUCCAUCAGGGAAUGGAACAGACAGGUUCAACAGUCGCCCCUAUUGUGACAGUAAUAAACUCCAAGAUGGAGCCACCCACCUUUAACAGAACCAAUCGGUUUACAGCCGGGUUUCAGAACAUUGUGGACGCCUACGGUGUUGGGACCUACAGAGAAAUGAAUCCAGCUCCAUAUACCAUAAUAACAUUCCCCUUUCUGUUUGCGGUGAUGUUUGGGGACUGUGGACAUGGGGCUGUCAUGUUAAGCUUUGCUGUAUGGAUGGUCUUCAAUGAGACGGCUCUGAAGAAAAAUAAGGGCAGCAAUGAGAUUUGGGACACCUUCUUUGGCGGACGUUAUCUUAUUCUGUUAAUGGGCAUUUUCUCCAUUUAUACUGGCUUCAUCUACAACGAUUGCUUUGCCAAGUCCUUCAACAUCUUUGGGUCUUCCUGGCAUGUUAAACCAAUGUUUCUGCAUAAAAACUGGAAUGAUCAUGUCCUAGAAGACAAUAUUUUACUGCAGCUUGACCCAGCAGUACCAGGAGUCUACUCAGGGAAUCCUUAUCCCUUUGGCAUUGAUCCGAUAUGGAACAUUGCUACGAACAAGCUAACUUUCCUGAACUCCUACAAAAUGAAGAUGUCUGUUGUUCUUGGUAUUGCCCAGAUGAUGUUUGGAGUCAUUUUAAGCCUUUUGAAUCACCUCUACUUUAAGAGGAUCAACAUCGUCCUGCAGUUCAUCCCUGAGAUGCUUUUCCUCACCUGCUUGUUUGGCUAUCUGGUCUUCAUGAUCAUCUUCAAGUGGUGUGCCUAUGACGUUCACACCUCUCAUCAAGCUCCCAGUAUCCUCAUCCACUUCAUCAACAUGUUCAUGUUUAAUUACAACGACCCCACUAAUGGACCUUUGUACACAUAUCAGCAAGCGGUUCAGAGUUUCUUGGUCAUUCUCGCCCUGGUUGCUGUGCCAUGGAUGCUGCUGAUUAAACCUUUUGUUCUGCGUGCCAGUCACCUUAAAUCACAGCGCACGAGAGCCAGUGGCCCAGAAGAGAUUGAGGUGGACGUCCUUCAGCCAGACCCCUCAAGCCACUCUGACCACGAUGGUGGGCAUGAUGAGCAUGCUGAUGAGUUUAACUUUGGAGACAUCUUUGUGCACCAAGCCAUCCACACCAUAGAGUACUGCUUGGGCUGCAUCUCCAAUACAGCCUCUUACCUGCGUCUCUGGGCUCUUAGCUUGGCGCAUGCACAAUUAUCUGAAGUGCUGUGGACUAUGGUGAUGCACAUAGGACUCUGCAGCUCCAGCUGGGGGGGGCUGAUUGGGGUGCUGAUCAUCUUUGCUGCGUUUGCCGUUUUAACCAUUGCUAUUCUCCUGGUCAUGGAAGGACUCUCUGCUUUCCUCCAUGCCCUGCGUCUACACUGGGUGGAGUUUCAGAACAAAUUCUACACAGGAACAGGCCACAAGUUUACUCCCUUCAGUUUUGAAGCCAUCUUGUCUGGAUUUACUGAAGAUGCAUAGCCAUUUUAUUUGAAAACAAAACUAAUAUUUAAAAAAUGCUAUUUUGUUUCAAAUCCUAAAUCAAGGCCAUGUUCGUCAAGUAAGGAAUGGCUACUGUUGCUAACAGUUUAUUGUCUGUUUUGUUUUCCUAUAGUUUUGAAUCCAACCUCCCUAAAGGUCUUAACUUAAAUUCAUUGAUGCAUAUGCUGUAAUUUCUUUAAUUCAAAUGAUUUGUACUGAUGCUUUUUCCUUCAUUUUAAAGUGUUGUUACAUACAGUAAAACAAUAUAUACACUGGAAGGUAUUUUAAUAAAUCACAAGUCAAUUUGUUAUGCAAAACAGAAUACUGCUGGCAUACAAGGAACUUCAGCUCAACACUUCCUCAUACACCCUGAAAGGAAAGAGAUUCAGUUCAACCUUGCUUCCAUGCAAUACAUGGAAAUAACAAUAUCUUCGCCCAGCUAGUUUUAUUGUGAAAUUUGUAUAGAAAAGAAUAAAAUAAAAUCGAAAUAAAGUCUUGGAAUGAUGUGUAUUAUCACUGGAUAAUACCUUCUAUUCAUUUGUUUAGCACAAUUCUGAAUAUUGUUUUACAAAGCAUUUGGAAACUUGAUAAUUUGGCUGUGCAUAAACCUCUCUCUCUCAUAUAUAUAUAUUAUAUAUAAUCAAAGCUAUUAAAGCAGGGUUGAUAAAGUAACCAACUCAGUGUUGUUUUUCAAGUCUGCCCUGUUCUUUUUUAACAAAGAUUCAGAAACUAAAGCCUAAUGCCUUAGCCACAGGGGAUUUGGCAUCCUUUGUUUUUAUUCAAAAGAUCUCAAUGAGAUAUACUGUCAACAGAGUACACAGGGCGUCUGUUUAACAUCUAGAAAGACUAGGAGGGUGUUGGUUCAGAGAGAAGAACUCCUUUUCUGCUGCACCUGGUUUUAUUCCAUUUAAUCAUAUAGACUGAAAAGAACUUGUCAGGAAAAUAAGAAAUAAAACAAAA
This is a messenger RNA of Polyodon spathula (Mississippi paddlefish), 3767 nucleotides long. RefSeq names its product V-type proton ATPase 116 kDa subunit a-like. Gene Ontology annotation, molecular function: proton-transporting ATPase activity, rotational mechanism; ATPase binding. The transcript has 22 exons. The coding region runs from base 114 to 2807 and encodes 897 amino acids. Gene Ontology annotation, cellular component: vacuolar proton-transporting V-type ATPase complex; plasma membrane; vacuolar proton-transporting V-type ATPase, V0 domain. Gene Ontology annotation, biological process: proton transmembrane transport; vacuolar acidification. The record is from RefSeq and is a predicted model, not a curated record. NCBI's taxonomy places the organism in Eukaryota, Metazoa, Chordata, Actinopteri, Acipenseriformes, Polyodontidae.